AUGGCCGUCUCUGCUACUGGGACAGGACAAGCGCUGGCUUGGCUCGAGGUGGCAGCAGGACUCAUGACGUGGACGUGGAAACUCAAGCUUGGGGUCUCCUUGGUGUGUUUCGCGCUGAUGCUGUUCAUGUACUGGGGGCGCGGUCGACGCCUUCAGCGGCUGCAACUGCUCGCGACAACCAACGACCCUGCCGACAACGCGGCAGAGAGUGGGGAAGCCCAAGCAGAGCCGAUGCUGGACCUGGUUCGUGGGCUAAGAAAAAUGCUUCUGGAGCUCCAGUCCCUUGUGACAGAAGAAGGGGCAAUGACGCGACAGGGCAUGCUCUUCGAGGAUGUGCAAGCUCGAAUUCAAGCUGUGGUGAACAAGGCGGUGUCGAAUUCGAAUGCACUGGAGAAGAUCGUCCAGAGGCUCGAGACCAUCCACUCUGGACUGGCGAAAACAGACUACCUGCAGACCUUGAAGAAAGACCUGCAGGAGUUCUUUGAGAAGACUGGGCUGGCACAGAACGAGGACCUCGUCAAGAAGCUGGAUGCCUUUUUGAAGAAGGCCUUUGAGAAGCUCAAGUCUGACACAGAGGCAUCACUUGUGACGUGCACGACGACAAUCCAGAGCGACUUCAAUGUCCUUAAGAAGAACCAGUCCCUUUUCGGCUCGGCCAUGGGGGACAAAUUCCAGGAGAUCCUCAAGGAGAUGGCCAAGAACUACGACAACAUGCAGAAGGUGUGCAAGGAGACCAGGGACCUGGUUCGUUAG
Symbiodinium necroappetens is the source of this 753-nucleotide messenger RNA. The record is from the annotation of a GenBank genome assembly. Lineage: Eukaryota; Dinophyceae; Suessiales; Symbiodiniaceae.